AUUUGGCCAAUGUUUUUCAGCAUUUUGUCACUUCCGUCACUUUUUUGACUUAUCCAGUGUUAUACUUCACCUUGAUGACGCAAAAUGACACCCAGGACUUUGGUUCUGCGUUUUUUAUUCAGCGCAAAACUGACAAGAGAAUCUCAGAAACAAUCUCAGUUUUGUCUCUGUCAGCCAGUCGGUUUGUCUGGUAUCCAGGCAGCAGGGAAGAAGCACGUGUUUCUGCUGCCGGUGUUAAACGAAGCAGAUUUAGAGGAACAGUUCGUUCGUGGCUCCGGACCGGGCGGACAAGCCACUAACAAGACCAGUAACUGUGUGGUUUUAAAACAUAUCCCGACUGGUGUAGUUGUAAAGUGUCACGAGACCAGGUCGGUGGAGUUGAACCGGAAGCGUGCACGAGAGAUCCUGCAGGAGAAACUGGACAUUGUUUACAAAGGUGAAGAGAGCGAGUUGCUUAAACAAAAGGAAGAAUCCAGAAUAAGAAAACAAGUGAAGCGAAAGAAAGUAAAUGAAAAUCUGGAAAAAAAGAGACUGUUCAAAAAAACAAUAGCAGAAGAGGAGAGUGGAUGAAGUUUGAUGCAUAGUUUGUAAACUUAUACAGUCAUUCUUAUACUGUGAUGAUAAAAACAGCUAAUGUUUACAGGGCCACAACCACACCCACUGUCAGUUAAUAUACUAUAAACGCUGAAUGAGCAGUACAUUAAUUACUAAUCUCUCAUCUCUUGUCUCUCUACCGCUUUUCUGUUGCAUUUUCUUAAAUUAAACACUAUGGUAAACUUC
Messenger RNA from Tachysurus vachellii, 780 nucleotides. RefSeq names its product mitochondrial translation release factor in rescue (gene mtrfr). Lineage: Eukaryota; Metazoa; Chordata; Actinopteri; Siluriformes; Bagridae. The record is from RefSeq and is a predicted model, not a curated record. The transcript is spliced from 2 exons. The coding region runs from base 85 to 570 and encodes 161 amino acids. Gene Ontology annotation, molecular function: translation release factor activity. Gene Ontology annotation, biological process: translational termination. Gene Ontology annotation, cellular component: mitochondrion.